CUCAGGACGGGACUUGCCAAAUCCUGUUUCUGCAGUAUUGUGGAAAACAAGCUCAGGGUAGGUUGUCUUCAUGCAUUUUCUUUGGAUUUCACGUUCCCAGGCCUCACCGGAGAGUGAAAAUGCUGCUGAUGGGAAGCAGUCCCAGCGUGUUGAGGAUCAGAUCAAUGAUGAGCAUCUCCACAGGAUCGAGCGCAUGUUCCGCGAGGCAGAUGUAGACGGGGGUGGAGGCUUGGAUAUGGAGGAGUUCCGAGAGGCCAUGAAGAAGAUCAUGGGUGAGGUGGAUGACGAGGACCUGGAUAUUAUCUUCAUGAAGGUGGACACCAACUGCGAUGGCUCUGUGGACUGGGACGAGUAUUUGAACUACAUGUUGCUGGAGUACCGUGAGAAGGACUCUUUACAUAGACAGAACAGGCCUCUCUUCUUCCCCAAGCCACUGAAGCUCAUUCCAGUGGUUCACUGUGAGGUGAUAGUGCGUAUCCAGUUCUACCCCAUCCACACCCGGCAGGCUGAGAAGAAGGAAGAUAAAACAGGCUUACCCAAGGCCCUGACACAGCUAGGGCGCUACAUGUCCAUCAGCCGGGACGGGUUCCUCAACUACUGGAACGAGAGGUUCAAGCUAAUCCGCACUGUCCACGUGAAACGAAAGCAAGCCCAGCAGAUCUGGGUGACGGACAUGGUCUGUAUGCCCAAUAUGAACAUGUUGGCAGUCUCCUCGACAGACAGGGAUAUAGAAUUUUUCGACAUCAGUGCCAGCAAAUGCGACAGACUGUUUUCCCUUACCGGGCUUGAUAAUUACAUUAUAGUAAUGAACUACUGGACGGAUGGUAAAAAGGGAGUAUUUAGUAUUGGAGAUGCAAGGGGGAACAUAGUGGUCCUGACUUCCUUGGAUGUAGUUCGCUACGGCCUGUUCAACAUGCCUGGCUUCUCCACCACGUCAGGUGGAUCUUGCAGAAUUCCAAUACAAUCUGUGUUCAAAAACACAUCCAGCAUUUACUGUUGUUACAAAGUGAAUUCUCUCCUCAAUGACUGGUGUCGUAAGAUCCAGUUCAUCCCGGAGCUCAAUGCUGUCGUCACGUGCUCCGCCUGUGAUCAGACUGCCAUGGUCCUGACCACCCUGCCUCACGCCAACAAAAGCAGAAUCCAAAACUCCACAUUUUUUUUAAAAAAGGGGAUCCUCUGCUUCGAUUAUACACCUGAAUGGAAUCUCAUUGUGACAGGUGGGUUCGACAGAAUUGUGAGGAUGUGGAACCCCUAUGUGACCAACACUGCCACCUCCCAAAUGAAAGGGCACAACUCUGCAAUCACUCACAUUGUGGUCAAUGGAAAAGCCAACAAGAUCAUCAGCAUUUCAAAAGAUAAAAACCUGCGUGUGUGGGAUCUGGAUGAUUGCACCUGUCUCCAGAACAUCCACUCCAGAAACAUGAAUCUUGGGAGGUUCCCCAUCUCCGACAUCCACUACAACAAGGAGACCAAUACACUGUCCCUCGCUACCUUCCUGAUUGGGGUUCUACAAGGCGCUAUAGAAGAUGCAGAAGCAAGUUUUAAGGGACUCACAUCUCACGAGCAGCCGCUGUGUGCUGCUCUCUAUAACAGCAACUUCAAGCAGGUGGUGAGCGGCUGUCACAACGGACUGGUGAGUGUCUGGGACAUCCUGACUGGGGAGAAGGUCAUGCAGUUCCUUACCUCCAGUGAGAAGGGGGUGGAGGUGACGGCCAUGACUUUUGACGGGCCCAAAAGACGACUCAUCACCGGAAGCAUGGACGGCACCAUCAAACUGUGGAACUUUAACAACGGAGCCUGUCUCUGGGAGCUGCCCAAGUUCAACAACACAGAGGUAACUGGAAUUCUGUACCUUAACCAGAGAAUUUAUGUUUCUGGCUGGAGCAAGUAUGUCAUGUGGUACCUAGAUGCUAAGGAAGAUGACGAGCUGGAGUACAGACAGUGGAAACGCUACCACUCGGAGGAUAUCUUCUCUAUGGACAUGCACGGCAACAAGCUGCUAGUGACGGCCUCCUACAGCGGGGAUAUCAUUGUGUGGAACAUCGACUCUGGACAGGCUUUCUGCAGGUUCAACCCCUACCAGAGCCCCCAGCCACUCCUGCCUGUCCGGGUGAGUGAAGAAGUUAAGCCCAAGCAGGACAAGUCCCCAGAUCAUGCAGAGGACGUUAAUGAGCCCUGGGCCAACCUCAGGAAAUCAAAUUUGACAGACGGAUCCUCAUCCAGCACCCUCUCCAGCCAGCACAGGGCCCUCGCCUCGGCACCCCCGGUCAUGAAGAGUUCCAGCCUCGCUAACUCCAAGCAGGAUAUGCGGAGUGUUUUGAAUGAAAAUAGUUUAGUUGUGGACGGCGAGGUGGAGGAAGAAACGAGCGCCAAAAGAGAACCGAAAAAAGCCUGUCAGGGGAGGAAGAAGAAAAGGGAAGAGGAGAGAAUUGAAGAGAAGCUGGAGAAACCCAGACUGGCUGUGGAGAAGGUUUUCUUCCUCCGCACGCGGGAACGCAGUCCUGACACCGCGAUCCUGCUCUCCAGUGCUGCCGACGGCUACAUCUACGCUUGGUCUAUCAGCCACCAGGGGGGGCUACUGGGCAAGUUCCGCGCAGUGAACACAGAAGAGACGUCUGUCAGCACCAUGUCCACCGACGAGAAGGGUCAGAUCCUGUUGACUGGGGAUACCAACGGGUACAUCAGGAUUUGGGAAAUUGAAAAUUACUGUUAUCGUACAAAAGAAGAAAAGAGGCCUGCGUCAAGCGAUGGAGUGAACAAGGGCCUGAGACUGCCAGACCUCAUCCCAGAGUACUGCAGAAUGCAGGGGCCGAAGAGCGAUGAUAUUGAGGCAGAAAAAGAGGUACAGGAUGGAUGGACCACCUCUCCAGUCCCACCCACACUGCUGAGCUCCUGGAGGUGUCAUUUGCAGCGGAUAGUCCACGUCGAGUAUGUGGACAGGUUUCAGUUGAUCGUCACAGCUAGUUUAGACUGCAAUGUCCGUCUUUGGAGCAUUGCAGGCAAAUACAUAGGUACAUUUGGCCAGGCUCUAUGGCAGGUGCGGGUCCAGCCAGGCCUUCGCACCCAGCUGCCUGCUGAUUUAAAGAGAGUCGCCUCCUGCCAAACCCUGAAAGUGCUGAAUGAGGGCACUCGCCCCCACUGGGAAUGUGCCAGGAAGAUCCUGGAGACGCUGAGCCAUCAGAAGCAGCAGCACUCCCAGACCAUUAAUUUCAUGAAGGGCUCAAUGCCCCAGGAUGCCAGUUCCAAGCUGCAGGAGAUUUUGCAGAACAACCCCGUCAUUGCCAACUACACCAACGAUCAGAUCAACAUCACCUGGAAAAAGUGGGAAGUGAAGGGAGUGGAGAAAAGCAAUAUACUGGGAAGAUCGUACAAACAGAAAGUGAGGCAUGUUUUACCACCUACAUUCCCUGAAGUCCAAGUUAACUUUAGCAGCAGAGAGCAGCUGAGAAUCUACAAGCUGUUGCCCUGCAUGGCCUUGACCCCAGUAUGCCAGCCCCCGGUUCCAGACUUACUGAAGGAGGCCCAGCAACUGAAACGCACGGAAGGGGCAGAGACGAUAGGCAAACAGAAGAGGUUGAUCAAAAUGCCUGGUCGUGUGCACUUUACUUCAGAUACCAAAAUAGGCAGAAAGAAGUCCACAGCACCCAAGUCAGCCUAGCAGGCAAAGACACCCAGAAGGAAACAAGACUCUGAUGAAGUUCUGAAUAAAAAAUAUUAUUUAUUUAUAAAAACAAUAACAACAACAACAGCACAUCUUGUAAACCAUAAAUCCACACAGAACUGUUAUACCCAGUAUCAUUAGUGUAUAACAGUUCUGUGUUGAUUUAUGGUUUAUUUUCAGAGAUUACACAGGGUGAAGAACGGUGGUGUUUUUUUUUUUUUGUACACAGGGUGAAGAACGGUGGUGUUUUUUUUUUUUUUU
Molecule: messenger RNA, 3922 nt
Organism: Acipenser ruthenus (sterlet)
Lineage: Eukaryota; Metazoa; Chordata; Actinopteri; Acipenseriformes; Acipenseridae
Product: WD repeat-containing protein on Y chromosome-like
Exons: 25
Coding region: 71-3658 (1195 amino acids)
Molecular function (GO): protein binding; calcium ion binding
Source: RefSeq, a predicted model, not a curated record